Molecule: messenger RNA, 2733 nt
Organism: Drosophila novamexicana
Lineage: Eukaryota; Metazoa; Arthropoda; Insecta; Diptera; Drosophilidae
Gene: vnd
Product: homeobox protein vnd
Exons: 3
Coding region: 1-2139 (712 amino acids)
Biological process (GO): regulation of transcription by RNA polymerase II; cell differentiation
Cellular component (GO): nucleus
Molecular function (GO): DNA-binding transcription factor activity, RNA polymerase II-specific; RNA polymerase II cis-regulatory region sequence-specific DNA binding
Source: RefSeq, a predicted model, not a curated record
AUGACCACCACGCACAGCCAGCCGGCGUUGGAGCGCACGCCGUCCAAGCACAAGGAGCGCGAGCGGGAACGGGAACGAGAGCGUGAGCGGACGGAGACAACCAACAGCAGCGGCAAUAGCAGCGGCCUGGGCAGUGCUGGCAGCCUGCCUGCCUCGCCGCAGAGUGCGGCCACAGUUAGUCCUGGCACGCCCACAACGCCCAAGCGACCGCUGCGCACAUCGACGCCCUCGGUGGAGCAGCGGGCAUCCAAAAUCAUAAGCACCGCCAGCACCACGGUGCCCACAACAACGCCAACGAGUGGCGCCAACUUGGCGGCCGCCGAGCAGCUGCGCAUCCCAACGGGCGCGGCGGCAUUCAGCGGCUUCCCCGGGCUGCACAGCAUGAGCAGUCUAAUGGUGCCCUCGUCGGCGGCGGUCGCGGCCGCUGCGGCUGCACCUUUCCUGCCCUGGUCGCCCAUACUGCUGCCCCCUUGGAGCCAUGCUCUGCUGCCCGCCGCAUUUUAUCCGGCGGCUCUGCGCAACGCUUUGCCCGGCCUCUUUGAUGCCAAGGUGCCGUCCUCGCAGCGUUCCGGCUUUCAUAUAUCCGACAUACUCAAUUUGGAUGGCUCCGAGCUGAAGAGCGCUGCAGCGGCAGCGGCAGCGGCGGCGCAUCAUACCCACAGCCAUAGCGCGGAACUGGGCUCGGAGUCCAGCAAUGGGCAUGGUCAUCCAGCGCCAGCAACACUGUCGCCGACGCCCAGCUCAGUACUGCCGCCGCCACCGCCGCCCAGCAGCGGGGAUGAGCAUGUAGCACCCGCGGCCCAUGGUGAUCAUCAAACCACGGAGCACAGUGCGCAGUCGGCGCACCAUCAGCAGCAGCAACACCUCCACCUUCACCAGCAACAGCAGCAACAACAUCAUCAUCCGCAUCUGCACCAUCAGCCGCAUCAGCCCGUUGCCCCGCUGCACUUGCCCCAUCAUCAGAGCGCUGGCGGCGCUCAGCCGCCCAUGCCCCAUAUGGGCGCCCAUGCCCAUGCCGCUUCAGCGCAGGCCGCUGCCCAUCUGCUGGCCAGUCACAAUGCAGCGGCCGCUGCGGCGGUUGCCGCCGGCCAAUAUCUGCCGAAGAACUUUGCCGGCAACUUCGGCGACGAAAUGUCCUCAUACCAUCACAUGGCCCAAACAAUGCUCUCCCACUCGGGUCGCAGUGCAUGGAUCAAGGAGAACGAAAUAUAUGGCACUCAGCAGCCGGCCAGCCCGGACAGCACCUCGCCCGUCACGUCGGAGGUCUCCUACACUUACAUAGGCUCCAAUUGCCAAACGUCGCCGGCUCUCUCCGGCGACUACAAGAGCUACAGCCGUUCAGCUGACAGCGAUGCGCUCUCCGUAGGCGAUGCGCUACACACGUUGCAUGCUGGCGGUGCAGCCGGUGUCAGCUCAGCGGCGCAUGCGUUGCAUAACAACAACAAUAAUAAUAACAAUAAUAAUAAUAAUAAUAACAACAACAACAAUAGCCUGAAGCAUGACGCAGGUGCCGGCAGCGGCAGCGCCCAUGACGACAGCCUGAACGAGGAUGGCAUCGAAGAGGACAUCGAUGAUGUGGACGAUGCGGAUGGCAGCGGCGGCGGCGGCGUCAACGCCGACGGCAUGCCCAACAAGAAGCGCAAACGGCGCGUUCUCUUCACCAAGGCGCAAACAUACGAGCUGGAGAGGCGUUUCCGGCAGCAGCGGUAUCUAAGCGCACCGGAGCGCGAACACUUGGCCAGUUUGAUAAGGCUGACGCCGACUCAGGUGAAGAUCUGGUUCCAGAAUCAUCGCUACAAGACCAAGCGGGCACAGAACGAGAAGGGCUAUGAGCAUCCGGGCCUGCUGCAUGGGCAUGCCACACAUCCGCAUCAUCCGUCUGCGCUGCCGUCGCCACGACGCGUCGCCGUACCCGUGCUGGUGCGCAAUGGCAAGCCGUGUCUGGGCGAUGGCUCCAAGCUGACGCAGGAUUGUGUAAGCACUGCCACCGCGAUGCAGAAUGCCGCCGCACAUCAUCUGGUGGCGCUGAACGGUGCCGCCGCCUAUCAGCAUGCGGCGGCUGCCGCAGCGGCUGGUCUCCACGCCCAUGCCCAUGCCCACGCCCAUCCGCAUGCGCAGCGCGCCGCCUGGUGGCCCUAAUAUUGCUAGCUGCCUAGAUUCGAGUUGGCCGAGCCGGGUGGGAGCGGCCAAAUGACUGGUAACUCGAAUACUGGACAAUAAACUCGCUGUCAAAGUCGCAGCUGUGUGACACUGCCACAAAUUGUGGCACAUUUCGGUUGGGAAUUCGAACAAACAAACAAAAUUGGUGCAAUAAUAUAUAACAAUGGGUCGACAACAAGCAAUUGACGCACUCUCCUCUACUCCAACUCUCCGUCUCCCGUCUCAAAAAAUAAAAUUUAGAAAAAGCAAAAAAAAAAAAAAAACAAGCGGAAGGCGUCAGCUGCCACAAGCUUGUGGCAAGGCCAAGCCGGGAGCAGCAAGUGCUCAACUUGAAGAAAUCUUCGCCAAGCAAAAGUUGUUGUUGCAUGUUGCAUGUUGCAUGUGCAACAAUGUCAACAACAUAUAUCAUUCGUGUAAUAAAUCGCUAUAAAUACAAAUACAUUUUUUUCCUGCAGCUCUAAGGCUGCGGGCCAUUUAGCCAUAAGUUUUUUUUUUUACCUUUUUUUUUAACAAAAGUCGUUAAUACCUAUAAAAUACUAGAUAUAGAGACAAGUUUUUUUUUUCGCCUAGACC